AUGUGGUGGCUUUAUCAUAUGAUAAAAUAUGGACGAUUGACACGUCAAUGUAUUGUCACCACUGUUUGUCAAACUAAAAUUGCUACCACACAGUAUCAUUCAUUAAAUAAUCAUUCAAAGUUAUCACUGAUAUCAUCAGAAAAUCGUGGAAAUAAUACAAAAAGAUGGAUUUUCCUGGGUUGUUUUGGUGUAUUUACCCUAGCAGGUGGUUUAUCAGUGCUCAAGAAUACAGUUGAAAUUGGUUACACAGAUGGGCAAAGUAUGGAAAUGAAAAUUGAAAAGAGAAAUGAUUUGCCAACAUAUCGAAUGGAUGAAGUAAAGAAACAUGGGAAAGAUGCCCAAAGUAUUUGGGUUACUUUUCAAGGGGGUGUAUAUGAUAUAACAAAUUUUAUUCAAAGUCAUCCAGGUGGUGAUAAGAUAUUAUUAGCUGCAGGUGGUCGUAUUGAUCCAUACUGGAAUAUUUAUCAGCAACAUUUAACUCAGGAAACAUUGGAAAUAUUGGAAGAAUUAAGGAUUGGCAAUUUAGAUGAUAAUGAUAUUGUUAUCAUUGAUAAAAGGAAUGAAAAUGAUUCAUAUGAAAAUGAUCCAAUUCGACAUCCGGCAUUAAUUAUCAAAUCGGAAAAACCGUUCAAUGCUGAAACACCGGUCGAAUUAAUCAUGGAUAAUUUUUAUACACCCAAUGAUUUAUUUUAUGUUCGAAAUCAUAUGCCAGUACCACUUAUUGACGCAACAAAGCAUAAAUUAACAAUCGAUGGUAUUUCAAUUCAACAACCGUUCGUACUUUCAUUAGAUGACUUAAAACGUGAUUUCACGUGUGUAUCCGUCAAUGCCACGUUGCAAUGCGCCGGUAAUCGUCGUAGUGAAAUGGACGCAAUUAAAAAAGUUCAAGGAUUAAAUUGGAAGAGUACUGCAAUAGGUAAUGCAAAAUGGACUGGUGUACGAUUAAAGGAUGUGCUGAUAAAAGCAGGUAUAAAUCCAAAUGAUAAACGUAUCAAACAUGUGAUAUUUCGUGGUGCUGAUAAGGAUAAUGAAGGUAAUAAUUAUGAGACAUCAAUAACAUUUGAGAAAGCUAUGAAAGAUGAAGUUAUCAUUGCUUAUCAGAUGAAUGAUAAGGAUAUUCCACGUGAUCAUGGUUAUCCAAUACGUUUAAUUGCACCUGGAAUUGUGGGUGCUCGUCAAGUGAAAUUCCUUUCCACUAUAAUUCUCAGUGAGGAAGAAAGUAAGUCACAUUGGCAAAGGCGAGAUUAUCGAGGUCUUCCACCAUUUAUUGGUCCAAAUGAUAAACAAAAUUUCGAAUUGGUACCAUCAAUACAGGAUUAUCCGGUACAAAGCGCUUUUUGUUUUCCAUCUGCGCCAAUAAAAAUACCACGCUCCAAUGGUCAGUUUGAUGUGAUGGGUUACGCUUGGAGUGGUGGCGGACGUGGUAUUAUACGUGUGGAAGUGUCAAUAGACGGUGGUGAAACGUGGCAAGCUGCUCAAUUAGUGCAAGAUCCUGAUCAAGAUAUCGAUCAUAUGUGGUCGUGGACAUUUUUUAAAUCAACAAUAAAAAUUCCGGAUGACGUGAAACAAUUAGAUUUAGUAUGUAAAGCAACCGAUCGUUCCUAUAAUACGCAACCGGAUACAGCACGUGGAAUUUGGAAUAUUCGUGGUUUACUUAAUAAUGCAUGGCAUCAUGUUCCGGUUGAAAUUACUGAUGAUUAA
Molecule: messenger RNA, 1701 nt
Organism: Brugia malayi
Lineage: Eukaryota; Metazoa; Nematoda; Chromadorea; Rhabditida; Onchocercidae
Gene: Bma-suox-1
Exons: 12
Coding region: 1-1701 (566 amino acids)
Cellular component (GO): mitochondrion
Molecular function (GO): molybdopterin cofactor binding; oxidoreductase activity; molybdenum ion binding
Source: RefSeq, a predicted model, not a curated record